Mesorhabditis belari is the source of this 480-nucleotide messenger RNA. NCBI's taxonomy places the organism in Eukaryota, Metazoa, Nematoda, Chromadorea, Rhabditida, Rhabditidae. The record is from the annotation of a GenBank genome assembly.
AUGACCGUGACAAAGCUGUGUGGAUGCACCGUUGUGUUCUGGUGCUACUUGAUUCUUUUCUUCGACAUCUUCCUCGGUCUUCUUUUCGCUAUGAAACAUUUCGACUUCAAUUGGUUCGAUCUGAAAGCCACCGCGAAUCGAGCCUCGUUUUGGGGACGAGCUGAUCGUUGCCUCGAUCUUGGCUUGGGCAAAGUUGGGAUGGCUAUCGAGAUGUCCCUUCUGCUCAUCUCGAUCAUCGCUCUUUUCGGAUUGUGCUGCAGGAAAUCGAAAUUUUUACUUCCCUAUCUCAUUUUCAAGAUCGUCGUCAUCGUUAUCUACGUCUACAUGGGAGUCAUGUACGCGAUGCAUUACAAAAAUUGUGGAGGCUGGCUCUUUGCCCAAGCACUUGCCAUCGUUUUUGCCCUUAUCUCGUAUGCGAUCGUUGCUGGAACGUACAAGGCAAUCAAGCAAGAGUACUCGACGAUCGACCAUUUCAUUCCA